GCACUCGCAUCAGCCACGAAUCCUUGAACACCACUCGACAAGUUCUCGAGGAAGAUCGCCUGAGUUCUCUUCGUCCGUGUAAUUCGAGAAAGAUAUUGAAACGGCAGGCAACAGUACAAUGGACAAGGUUCUACGGCUGUCAGAAAUACGACAUCACGAUGUUGCGGGGGAUUGCUGGAUAGCCAUACAUGGCAAAGUCUACGAUAUCACAAACCUCUUAGAAAGCCAUCCUGGGGGAAAGGCAGUUCUUCUCCGGUAUGCUGGAGCUGACGCCUCUGUUCCAUUCGAUGAAGUUCACCCGAGAGAACUCCUUGAUGAGUAUCAAGGCCUGAUUAGCGUUAUUGGUACAUUCGAUACAGAAGGGUCAUCAAGCGCAGGUUUUACCACCAUGACACCAAACAGAAGCUCAACUGCGUCCUCGCCGUCAGCCACAGUAUCAAUUCCAACGAGCAAUAUGCUCAGCAUCUCGGAAAUGGAAAGGCUGGCGCUGCAGCAUCUGACCCCGAAAGCCAUCUCCUACUAUGCAUCUGGCUCCGAUGACGAGUUCACGAAGACUGCCAACAAUUCAAUAUAUCGCUCCAUCAUGCUGCGGCCACGGGUCUUCGUCGACUGUACAGCUUGCUCGCUUUCGACAAAUAUACUUGGAAACAGUGUAGGUUUACCAAUCUUCAUUUCGCCAGCAGCCAUGGCCAAAUUGGCACAUCCUUCGGGGGAAGCAGGAAUCGCAUCUGCGUGUUCCAACUUCAAUGCGCUCCAAAUCAUCAGCAAAAACGCCUCCAUGUCACCCCUAGACAUCGUCCGCGCCGGCAAAGAUGCGGUGUUUGGGUGGCAGCUCUACGUCUUGAAGGACAUUAAAGCAACCGAGCGAACCCUUGCUCAAAUCCGGGCCAUUCCCGAAAUCAAGUUCAUUGUUCUGACUUUGGACGCCCCUUUCCCUGGAAAACGUGAAGCAGACGAGCGCUUCAAGAUGGCCGAAGUCGCUCAUGGUGGUGCACCGCAGGUAUGGGGAACAGAAUCCGGGCUGACCUGGGGUAAAACCCUGGCUUGGCUGUCAACGCAAACCAAGCUGCCGAUUGUGCUCAAAGGCAUUCAGUCUUACGAAGACGCUUUUGCGGCAUCAUUAUUUCCAGCUGUCAAAGGCAUCAUCAUCUCGAACCAUGGUGGGAGGGCUUUGGAUACCGCACCAACUCCCAUCCAGGUCUUGUUGGAAAUCAGAAAGUUCUGCCCUCAAGUAUUGAGCAAAAUUGAUGUUCUUGUAGACGGAGGUAUCAAGAGGGGGACAGACGUGGUCAAGGCACUUGCAUUGGGGGCAAAGGGAGUCGGCCUUGGUCGGGCAGCCUUGUAUGGCCUCGCUUUAGGAGGACAGGAAGGUGUCGAAAGAACGCUGAAGAUUCUAGCAGACGAAACACUCACGGCUCUAAGACUAUUGGGUGUGAGCAAGAUCCAGGACCUUGGCCCACAUCACGUCAACACAGCUGCUCUUAAUCAGUACCUGUUCGAAGGGCCGAGUGGCUUAGAUCAAAUGGAGAUUGAUUUGAGGCCCAAACUGUGAUAGCUUGUCGUGGGAAGUAUUUUUAGGAACAAGAGGGCGCCUCAGUGCGGGCAAUAUUGUCGGACAGGGUCAAGUGCGGAAGAAAGGUGAUGUAUUGUACCUAGCUAUUCUACAGGGCAUGUAU
Molecule: messenger RNA, 1676 nt
Organism: Verticillium alfalfae VaMs.102
Lineage: Eukaryota; Fungi; Ascomycota; Sordariomycetes; Glomerellales; Plectosphaerellaceae
Product: cytochrome b2
Exons: 5
Coding region: 686-1552 (288 amino acids)
Molecular function (GO): oxidoreductase activity
Source: RefSeq, a predicted model, not a curated record